UCUGUGUAAAAGUCAGUUUUCAAAAAAAAAAAAAAAUGGUUCAAAAAUUGUGCUAAAAACACUAAAUUUAACAUAAAAAUAUAUUGACGAUCGGAAAUCCAAUAUUCUAAUAAGCAAAAUAAUAAUCAUACUAACAUGUUUUUAAAAACAAACCUCUUUAAGGCGAUUAAGUUCAAGAAUCCUGUGAAAUUACCAUUGUCUUACUGGAUAUUAGUUUGCAUAAGAUUCAUGCUAACUUUAUUGCCGCAAAGUGGAUACAUACAUCCAGACGAAUUCUUUCAAAAUGUAGAAGUAAUUGCGGGCGAUAUUUUCACAAUCGACGUAGCCAGAACAUGGGAAUUCAACCCACAGUUUCCAAUACGAAAUAUCUUUAUACCAAAAAUUAUACUAGGACCCCCUCUUAAUUUUAUUCGGAUAAUUCAUCCAUUUAUGAAAUAUUAUUUCAAUAUUGAUUUACGAACGCCAUACUUCUUAAUCACAAUACCAAGAUUAUUUAUAUGCUUGUUGUCACUCAUAAAUGAUUACUGCUUGUACAAAAUAUGUGUACUGUACGGACAGAAUUUUAGGAAUCGGUUGAAGCUCUUUGCCAGUUCAUAUGUAGUUUUGGUGUAUUGCUGUCGUAGUUUCUCAAAUACUUUUGAGAUGAUGUUUUUUUCUGUACUUUUAUUAUUAGUUGCUGAGUGUAUGCAUAAGUCAGAUAAAGUUAUUUAUCACAAUGAGUUUUUAAAUGAGAAAUAUGAUCAAGCAACUACACCUGUUGAAAAGGUGAAGAUUUUCAAGUUGAUGACCCAUUUACCGAACCAUUCGUUAAAUUUUGUUGUAAUUCUAGCAUCUAUUGUUGUCUUGGGUAUCUUCAACCGUCCUACAUUCGUUGGUUUUGCAUUCCCUCCAAUAUUCUUUUGGUUACAUCGAGGUUUAGGCUCUAAAGUCGUCGGUUUUAAAGAUUUUCAUUACAGAAUUAUUACUCUAAUUAUUUCUGGUAUACCAAUUUUCUUGCUUCUUAUUUUAAUUGACUCUAGUUACUAUGGUUAUUUGACAAUGGCAGAUAUUGAUAUGUUAAAGAUAUCUUGGGAUAAUUGGGUAGUUACUCCGCUAAACUUUCUGAGAUAUAAUUCAGACAUGAAGAAUCUCAACGCACAUGGACUGCACCCUCGUUGGCUGCAUGUAGCUGUCAACAUACCACUGUUGUUUAAUGUUCUGGGAUUCACAGCUUUUAUUAUGCUGUUCAUUCAAACUUAUAGAUUUGCAAGAGGCAAGUACAGCAAACUACCAAAAAUCCAGAGCAUCACAGGUCUGAUGUUAUUUUCACUGAUCAUUCCAGUAGCCAUACUUUCACUGUUCCCACAUCAAGAGGCUCGCUUCAUCCUACCAGUACUGACACCACUUGUGUAUCUGUAUGGAAAUCACCUGUACCCCAACGACAGUGAUGGACCUAACUUCAGACGUUUAAAGAAAAUGCUGCUGUAUUUAUGGUAUGCCAUAAAUGUAACAUUAACCAUAUUUUUUGGGUUCAUACACCAAGGUGGCUUAUAUCCUUUCACAAGAAGCCUGCACACAGAAAUCAAAAAUAAUUAUGGAUAUCACUUCCACAUAAUCACAACACAUAGUUACAGUAUACCAACAUAUUUACUGCAAUUAGAGAGUACAACUAACAUUUAUAAAGAUAAAAAAACUGGUCAUAGCUACAGAUUAGCACCGACUACCUUCAUAAAUAAAUAUGGGUCAAUGCCUAUGAGGGAAUUGUUUCUAACAGUAAAUGAUGUGUUAUCUAACGCUGAAAUGUUGUUACAUAAACGUAAAAGAAAGUACAGGAUUUAUAUUGCAUCACCAUGCUCUCUAGAACGUAAGAUAAGACAUGAAGCUAAUAAAUAUCAUUAUAUGCUAGUGACUGAAGAGUUUAUGUACUAUCCACAUUUUUGUUCUGAAGCUUUUCCAGAAUUUCCUAAAGAACACGAUCAGUUCUGUCUUGGUCAUAAUUCUACACAAACCAAUCAAUCUGAAGCUGUAGAUCUGACAAUGCUCCAAAGAAUCUCAUGUUUUCUAAGAAGGUUUUGUCUUAGAGUUUAUCGUGUAAGUCCAACUAAUUAUUCAUGAUUAAGUUUAUUUGAUUUUUAAUUUUUUAUAUUUAGUGAUUUAAUUAAGAUUCCACUUUAAAUGAAAAAAGAUAUAAGUACACAAAUCAUAAGCAGUUUGUAAUGCCAAAGACUAUAAGAUCUAAAGGAGUAGCUCAUUUCUCCCUAAAACAGAUGAGUUUGACAUUUCUGUACAUUCCCGGAAAAUUUCCAGUGUUCAUAUUGACAAACUGAAAACUGCCCUCCUGUAUUCCUAGAUGGAAUUGAGCUUCCACAUAAAGAGAGUGUCAAAUACCUGGGAUUGCACCUUGAUAGGCGUUUGACCUGGCACCACCAUAUCAAAACAAAGAGACAAGAGGUUAACAUAAGAUAUAAGAACAUAUUUUAGAAUUUAAACUAUCGUGAGUGUUAUUCAUAUUAAUUGAUUAUGAAACACGGCUAAAACUCACGUGAUAUUACGUCGG
Messenger RNA from Bicyclus anynana (squinting bush brown), 2536 nucleotides. It is a transcript of the gene PIG-Z, whose product is annotated as GPI mannosyltransferase 4. Gene Ontology annotation, biological process: GPI anchor biosynthetic process. Gene Ontology annotation, cellular component: endoplasmic reticulum membrane. NCBI's taxonomy places the organism in Eukaryota, Metazoa, Arthropoda, Insecta, Lepidoptera, Nymphalidae. Gene Ontology annotation, molecular function: alpha-1,2-mannosyltransferase activity. Bases 136 to 2094 code for a protein of 652 amino acids. The transcript is spliced from 3 exons. The record is from RefSeq and is a predicted model, not a curated record.